Messenger RNA from Micropterus salmoides (largemouth bass), 1119 nucleotides. RefSeq names its product CDGSH iron-sulfur domain-containing protein 3, mitochondrial-like. Bases 321 to 704 code for a protein of 127 amino acids. Gene Ontology annotation, cellular component: intracellular membrane-bounded organelle. The record is from RefSeq and is a predicted model, not a curated record. NCBI's taxonomy places the organism in Eukaryota, Metazoa, Chordata, Actinopteri, Centrarchiformes, Centrarchidae. The transcript has 4 exons. Gene Ontology annotation, molecular function: 2 iron, 2 sulfur cluster binding.
AUCAGUCAGCUGUAGGCUGCUAAAUCUGAGCGGUCCGCCAAAAUGUGUUUCUGAACACCCUUUGAGCCGAUAAAUCAGCCGUCCAGAUGCUGAAUCUUCACUCAUAUUAGGUCUAUAAGGUCUAAUUAAAAAUGUUUCGCAGUCAAGGGCACUAACGUUGCUGCACUGACCGUAAGGUUAGAGAAAUUUCCCAGAGGUUAUUAGCGAGUUAGCUAAGCUGGGACCUAAUUGAGACUUGGUGGCUUGCAGAAUCACGUCGCGGUUGAUUGACCUGCGCGCGACUUGAGCAGCUGCAGCUUAAGUCAGCUGUGACUGGAAACAUGAACACGUUGGUGACCAAAUUAGACCACAAAUGGAUUAGUCUAACCUUGAGACAACCUUGGAUAACGGCAGCUUCCAAGGUCCAGCUCUCCACACUUCCUCCAGAACCUGUCAUCCCCUCUAAGAAGCCUUUCAAAGUGGAGCUGGUUGGUGGAAAGCGUUACUCAUGGUGCACCUGUGGACACAGCAAGAAACAGCCUCUCUGUGACGGAGCCCAUAAAACCAAAGCCCAAGGCCGGUCCCCGCUACGCUUUGUCCCUGAGAAAGACACCACAGCUUGGUUGUGUGGUUGCAAGUACACAAACAACCCACCUUACUGUGAUGGCACGCACAAGCAGGACUUCAUCGUAUCCGCCCCGCUGCAUGAACAAACCGACUCUUGAAAAAGAAGUGGGAGAUGUCUUUGAACAGAGCAUAAUGUUGCCGUUGCAUUGAAAGAUGCUGUAGCUUGAAAGAGAAGGGAGUGGCGAUGGAAAGGUUAACGCCACAACCCUCGACUUCAUUUGUCCUUCCUUUGGGUCUUUUAUAAAGGAGAGAUCAUGUUGCAUUCACAACAGGGUUGGACGAUAUGAUGAUACACUGUGAUAUAAUACAGGUUUGAGCAUAGGUGUCAUUUACACUGGGGAUGCUGGGGACAUGUUGUUUUUUUUUAAAGCAGUUCUGAAAAAUUGCUUGCAACAAGAAAUGUUCAUUAACAAAUUAAAAUGCUAGAAGGAAAGGUUUAUUUGCACAACAAGAAUUGAAGAUGAAUUGCAUUGCAAUGUAAAUAUAGAGAAUAUAGAAAAGUUACGUAAGCUU